Messenger RNA from Torulaspora delbrueckii, 2622 nucleotides. It is a transcript of the gene MCM2, whose product is annotated as MCM DNA helicase complex subunit MCM2. The coding region runs from base 1 to 2622 and encodes 873 amino acids. Gene Ontology annotation, cellular component: MCM complex; nucleus. Gene Ontology annotation, biological process: DNA replication; double-strand break repair via break-induced replication; mitotic DNA replication initiation. The transcript has a single exon. Gene Ontology annotation, molecular function: ATP binding; single-stranded DNA helicase activity; 3'-5' DNA helicase activity. The record is from RefSeq and is a predicted model, not a curated record. NCBI's taxonomy places the organism in Eukaryota, Fungi, Ascomycota, Saccharomycetes, Saccharomycetales, Saccharomycetaceae.
AUGUCAGAAAACAGGAGACGUAGACGUGAGCAAAACGAUGAUUCCGAUUCUGACAACGAUUUACCACCAUCGUCUCCACAACAUGGCUCCGCUAGACUGCUAGAUCCGGUAUCAUCGCCUUUUGGAGCACCCAUGGAAGACGAAAUGGAUAAUCCUGAAGGAGCGGAUGACGAGAUUCAGGAUGAUCCAGAUCUCGAAGAGCUUGAAGAACAGAUGAAUGAGGUUGAUUUGAUGGGCGAAGAUAUGUACGCAGAUUACGGUGAUGAUCCAAAUAAAGACAGAUAUGAUCUCAGAGAUAUCGAUGAUGAGGCGCAGAAAGAGCUUUCGUUGUCUGAGAGGCGUAGAAUUGAUGCUCAACUUAACCAAAGAGACAAAGUAUUAAGAAAUACAGCUUAUAUGGAUGAUGAUGAUGAUGAGGGCGCUGGAGGCAAUCAAUUGGAUGAUAUGGGGUUACCGGUCCAGAGACGUCGCAGAAGAAGACAGUAUGAAAAUGCAGCACAUAGCGAUGAUGACUUAUUGAGUGAUAUUGAUAUCGAUCCGCUCACCGAAGAACUUACGUUAGAAUCAUUGGCCAACGUUAAAGCAAGCAGCUAUGCUGAGUGGAUUACUCAACCAAAUGUCUCGAGAACUAUUGCUAGGGAAAUCAAAUCAUUUCUGCUAGAGUAUACAGAUGAUACGGGUCGAUCUGUAUACGGUGCGCGUAUCAGGGUUUUGGGUGAAAUGAACUCUGAAUCUCUGGAAGUCAACUACCGACAUCUAGCAGAAUCUAAAGCUAUCUUGGCGCUUUUUUUGGCGAAAUGUCCAAGUGAGAUGCUCAAAAUUUUUGAUCUAGUCGCAAUGGAAGCCACGGAGCUGCACUACCCCGAUUAUGCCCGUAUCCACUCGGAAAUUCAUGUGAGAAUAUCAGAUUUUCCAACUAUCCACAGUCUAAGAGAACUACGUGAGUUUAAUUUGAACUCGUUGGUGCGAGUCACUGGUGUUGUCACAAGAAGAACAGGUGUCUUCCCACAACUCAAAUACGUUAAAUUCAAUUGUUUGAAAUGUGGAUCUGUGCUUGGUCCUUUCUUUCAGGAUUCCAACGACGAGAUUAAGAUCUCGUUUUGCACAAAUUGUAAGUCGAAGGGCCCAUUCACUGUGAAUGGUGAGAAAACCGUCUACCGUAACUACCAGAGGAUAACUCUACAGGAGGCUCCAGGCACGGUUCCUGCAGGACGUCUGCCAAGGCACAGGGAAGUCAUACUUCUUGCAGAUUUGGUUGAUAUCUCGAAGCCUGGUGAAGAGGUAGAAGUAACUGGUAUAUAUAAGAACAACUAUGAUGGGAACCUUAAUGCGAGAAAUGGUUUCCCUGUGUUUGCCACUAUUAUUGAAGCAAACUCGAUCAAGAGAAGGGAAGGAAAUAUGGUAAAUGGGGAGGAAGAGGGACUUGACGUUUUCGGUUGGACUGAAGAAGAAGAGCGUGAGUUUCGGAAAAUGUCAAGAGACCGUGGUAUUAUCGAUAAAGUUAUUUCAUCCAUGGCACCAUCUAUCUAUGGACAUAGAGAUAUCAAGACUGCUGUUGCAUGUUCUUUGUUUAGUGGUGUGCCCAAGAACGUGAAUGGUAAGCACGCUAUUCGUGGUGAUAUUAAUGUUCUAUUGCUAGGUGAUCCGGGAACUGCUAAAUCGCAAAUCCUGAAAUACAUCGAAAAGACGGCGCACAGGGCUGUUUUCGCUACAGGUCAAGGUGCUUCUGCAGUUGGUUUGACUGCGUCAGUAAGGAAAGAUCCGAUCACAAAAGAAUGGACACUAGAAGGUGGUGCGUUGGUCCUAGCAGAUAAAGGUGUUUGUCUAAUUGAUGAGUUCGAUAAGAUGAAUGACCAGGACCGUACAUCUAUCCACGAAGCUAUGGAACAACAAAGUAUAUCUAUUUCGAAAGCUGGUAUAGUGACCACUCUUCAGGCGCGUUGUUCGAUCAUCGCAGCAGCAAAUCCAAAUGGUGGUCGAUACAAUUCAACUUUGCCAUUAGCCCAAAAUAUCAGUCUGACAGAGCCCAUCCUUUCGAGAUUCGAUAUUCUAUGUGUGGUCAGGGAUUUGGUUGACGAAGAAGCAGAUGAAAGGCUAGCAACUUUCGUCGUGGACUCGCACGUCAGAUCACAUCCUGAAAACGAUCCGGAGGACGAAGAUCAUAGCAAUCACAAUGAGGCUGAAGAUGAAGAGAUGGAUGAAGAAGCUGCACGGAUAACUGCCAGGCAGAGACGUUUAGAGAGGCAAAGAAAGAAAGAAGAAGAAGUUUCUCCUAUACCGCAAGAGAUGUUAAUCAAGUACAUUCAUUAUGCAAGAACCAAGGUACAUCCAAAACUUCAUCAAAUGGAUAUGAACAAAGUGAGUCGAGUUUAUGCAGAUUUGAGGCGAGAGAGUAUUUCGACGGGGUCGUUCCCGAUCACAGUGCGUCAUUUGGAAUCGAUACUGAGAAUCGCGGAGUCAUUUGCAAAGAUGAGAUUAUCUGAAUUCGUCUCUUCGUGGGAUUUGGAUAGGGCUAUCAAAGUUGUUGUGGAUUCCUUCGUUGACGCUCAAAAGAUUAGUGUGCGCCGUCAACUACAAAGGUCGUUCGCUAUAUACACGUUGGGCCAUCGACAAAACUCUUAG